Molecule: messenger RNA, 711 nt
Organism: Vitis riparia (riverbank grape)
Lineage: Eukaryota; Viridiplantae; Streptophyta; Magnoliopsida; Vitales; Vitaceae
Product: putative receptor like protein 25
Exons: 1
Coding region: 1-711 (236 amino acids)
Molecular function (GO): protein binding
Source: RefSeq, a predicted model, not a curated record
AUGGCUCAAGAGAAAUUGAAUAUACAUCGGUUAAAUGUGAAUGCCAGCUCCUCGUAUGAAGAACGAUUGGUUGUGAUUGCCAAAGGCCAAAGUCUUGAAUAUACCAAGACUCUUUCUCUUGUUGUAGCCAUUGACCUAUCCGACAAUAAUUUAAGUGGAGAGUUUCCCCAAGAAAUAACAAAAUUGUUUGGUUUGGUGGUUUUGAACUUGUCGAGGAAUCACAUCACUGGCCAAAUUCCUAAAAGCAUUUCAAUGUUGCGACAAUUGUUAUCUCUUGAUUUGUCAAGCAAUAAGCUUUCCGGCACCAUUCCUUCAAGCAUGGCCUCAUUAUCAUUCUUGAGUUAUUUGAAUCUAUCAAAUAACAAUUUCUCUGGUAAGAUCCCCUUUACAGGGCAAAUGACAACCUUCACCGAGCUGGCCUUUCUGGGAAACCCUGAUUUAUGUGGAGCUCCAUUGGCCACAAAAUGCCAGGAUGAAGAUCCAAAUAAAAGGCAAAGUGUUGUUAGUGACAAAAAUGAUGGUGGCUAUGUUGAUCAAUGGUUUUACUUGAGCGUUGGCUUGGGAUUUGCCAUGGGCAUCCUAGUUCCAUUUUUUGUUUUGGCAACAAGGAAAUCUUGGUGUGAGGCCUAUUUUGAUUUUGUGGAUGAGAUUGUCAGAUGGUUGUUGAGAGGAAGAGCAACCUAUGCCAAAAAUCAUCCUAGAAGGCGAUAA